GAUGUGUACGUUAUAUAAAUGUUGAGAAAUCUGUGAAAUUUUGUCGAAAUGGUGCAAUAUCGUGCAACGCGAAGUGAAGAAUUCAUUUUACCCCGACUUGUGGGGAUGCUAAAUUCGCGUAAAGUGAUGUGCCGUAUAAAAUUAAAACAUAAAGAAUGCGGAGGUCAGCCGCUCCAAGUCAGUUGGCAGGAAAUGCAGCAAAAAAGCAAAGGUUUAUUCCUCCUGCAGUUCUAAAUUCAAACCUUGAAUCUGAACUGAUGCCACUUAAAAAAACUCUCCUUGCACAGCCUCAUCCUGAUGCGGACAGCACUUUGGUAAGCCCAGAGUCAUCCAGGAUCCUUAAUUCUGCUUCCAGUUUAACCAGUGUGAGCAAUCCAGAGGGUAAUUCUGCUGGAUAUUGCAAAGAAGAAGGAAAGGGAAUUGAUUCAGGGUCUUUUGUGGGUGAUGCACUCAAAAUUACAAAAACUCCAGAGAUUACUAGCAAAUUCCUAAUUAAGAAUACAUCUAAUAGCCCCACGAUACAAAGUAACAUUCUCGAAAGACACAGUAAGGAGGCACCUGUCCCCAAGUUCUUCAGAGUUGUAUGGUGUAAAGCGUCAAGGAAAAAGCAUAAGAAAUGGGAAGGAGAUGGAGUUCUGAUAACCAAAGGAAGGUCUGCUAUAUUGAAGGAUUUAGAAGGCAAGGACAUUGGAAGAGGGACUGGAUACAAAUCUGCAAUGUUAGAAAGCCUUACUGAAAGUCAUACUUUGAUGGUUGGUGGGAAGGAGGUAGAAGUCAUGAGUGUUAUAUUACCAGAAGAUUUUAAAAGUGGCCGAUGCUUUCUUACAGUUCCCAGUGAAACAAGUGUUCUUCCUGAUGAAAAUGUUCAUCAGGCAAUACAUAAACCAUUCUCUAAUCCUCUUAAAAAUCUGUCCAAGGAAAUUUGCCAACUACAGAAGGCUAGAGACAUGAGCUGCAAGCCACGCCAUAGUCCCGAUUCCCCUGGUGCAUUAGUCAUGCCACGACCCAACUUAAAUCAUCAACUGCAGUAUAACAAAUUGGGAUUGCCAGUAGUAGAUGUGGUUGUGGAUCCUUAUCUUUCUCCCCAUCUAAGACAACAUCAAAGAGAUGGCAUGAUCUUUCUUUAUGAAUGUAUGCUGGGUAUGAGAGUAAGUGGAAGGUUUGGUGCAAUCCUUGCUGAUGAAAUGGGACUGGGCAAGACUUUGCAGUGUAUUUCUCUUAUAUGGACACUCCUUCGUCAAGGACCUUAUGGUGCAAAACCAGUCAUUAAGCGUGUACUUAUUGUGACACCAGGCAGUCUUGUGAAAAAUUGGAGUAGAGAGUUUCAGAAGUGGCUGGGGAAAGAGCGUAUCAAUGUGUUUGCAGUGGAUCAGGACCACAAAAUCGAAGAAUUUAUCAAUUCUCCAUUACACCCCAUCCUACUAAUUAGCUAUGAAAUGAUGCUACGAUGUUUAGAGCAAAUAAUGACUGUCAGCUUCAGCUUGAUCAUUUGCGAUGAAGGACACCGUUUGAAGAAUAGUAAUAUCAAAACAUCUUAUGCACUUACUAGCAUGCCUUGUGAAAGGAGGAUAAUUCUUACAGGCACUCCAGUUCAGAAUGAUCUGCAAGAAUUCUAUGCUAUAAUUGAAUUUGUUAACCCAGGCAUUCUUGGGUCUUCCAGUACCUACAGAAAAAUUUAUGAAGAACCUAUUUUAAAGUCUCGACAACCAUCAGCAACUACGGAGGAAAAGCGCCUUGGCAACGAAAGGGCUUCAGAGCUCGUACGCAUCACAGGAUUCUUUACAUUACGCCGGACACAAGAGAUAAUUAAUAGCUAUCUGCCUCCGAAAGUGGAAUGGGUAUUGUUCUGUCAACCUUCUCCAUUGCAGUUGGAAGUCUACCGAGCACUGCUGGCAUCCCAUACUGUCAGAUCUUUGCUUCAGGGUGAUCUUGAGAACAGUCCACAUUUGGUCUGUAUUGGGGCACUUAAAAAGCUAUGCAAUCAUCCUGCUUUGCUUUAUACUACCAUAAAGGAAAGAGAAGCAUAUCCUAGUUUAGAUUGUGAAAGCAAACUGUAUGAGGGUUUGUCUGACCUUUUUCCAGAAGAAUAUGUGAAUGGUGGAUACAAGAUCACUGACAGCAGCAAGCUACAUGUACUACUAAAUCUCCUUCUUGCUAUUCGAGAUUUGAGCCCCACAGAAAGAGUUGUACUUGUAUCAAAUUACACUCAAACUCUGGACAUGCUGGAGAAAAUUUGCAAGGAAUUUGGUUACAAGUACUCACGCCUGGAUGGACAAACACCUGUGUCUCAAAGACAACAAAUUGUUGAAAAUUUCAACAGCAACUAUACCACUGAUUUUGUGUUUCUACUGAGCUCAAAAGCAGGUGGGGUUGGGUUAAAUCUAGUUGGAGCAUCACAUUUGAUACUGUAUGAUAUUGACUGGAAUCCUGCCAAUGACAUUCAGGCAAUGGCCAGAGUUUGGAGAGAUGGACAAAAGAAUACAGUUCACAUUUACCGUUUUCUAACAACAGGUACAAUUGAAGAAAAGAUGUAUCAGAGGCAAGUAAGCAAACAGGGCCUCUCUGGAACUGUUGUGGACAUGAUGAAAAAGACCGAUCACACUAUAUUUUCUGCAGAAGACCUCAAAAAUCUUUUUAUGCUUCACUGUGACUCAGAAUGCAUAACGCAUGACUUACUCAACUGCAAAUGUGAAUCAGGAGAAACUUCCAAAGCAUCUUCUACAGAUGUAAAACCAGUGAUGCAGAGAAGAUGUCAGUUGGGUCGGGAUUCUGAAUCUUCGCAGAAACUUCUGUCAAUGUCAGAACUUAUGCAGUGGAAACACUUCUCAGGAACAACUGCCAGCUUCACAGAUCCUUUUGUUGAAAGGGUUAGAAAACAAAUAACAUUUGCUUUUCAAAAUAAGACGGAACCUAAAAUGUUUAUGGACCAAUAGAUGUAAAGAAAAUAUGAAAAAAUUGUAGUCAGUUUUUGAAAUCAAGCUACUAUUUUGCAAACUGAAAGAUUUAUUGGUCUUUUGCAGUUUUUAUAGCACAUAUUAUAGGUUAUUCAUUGUUUUUAAUAAACAAAGAAAUUUUUCAGAAUGACUAUGAAUAACAUGGAUCGCAGGUCUUUCUCAAAUAAUUAUUAUUUUGCUUUUCUGAUAGAAUACAAUAAUAGCCUAAAUUCUGGGCUUUUGUAAUAGAUCUCCAUUCUUCAUAUGUAGAUGCCUCUUUGCUUUCUUUAUUUAAAAAGAUCCUUUUCAAUUUGUUGUGAAUUUUACAAUCAAUGUAAAGUUACAGGAGUUUAUAAAAUAUGUAUUAAAUAACUAUAUGUUGAUUAUUGUAGUUUACAUUUAAAUUUGUUUUAUAAAAUGAUUGUAGAUUGCAUAUUAAAGUUGUCAUUUUCUCACAAAAAAUAUUUACUUAUGCCAUAAUUUGUAAAUGGACUCAACUAAAUGUUAGUAGAGUGUGUCUGAUCGUUUAGAUUUUUUUCCAGCUAAGAACAGUUGUUUGUGAGUUAUCAAUAAACAAGUACUUUUGCACUUUUUAAAUUAUAA
Molecule: messenger RNA, 3536 nt
Organism: Erpetoichthys calabaricus (reedfish)
Lineage: Eukaryota; Metazoa; Chordata; Cladistia; Polypteriformes; Polypteridae
Gene: rad54b
Product: RAD54 homolog B
Exons: 15
Coding region: 156-2933 (925 amino acids)
Biological process (GO): reciprocal meiotic recombination; double-strand break repair via homologous recombination
Cellular component (GO): nucleus
Molecular function (GO): ATP-dependent chromatin remodeler activity; ATP binding; DNA translocase activity
Source: RefSeq, a predicted model, not a curated record